AUGGGUUCGAAUACCCCCGAGGCUGCUGUGUUUUUCCCAACAAGAGAUCGUGGUGUGCUACGUAGAGCAGUUACCACAGCUGGACUUCCAGAAGACUCCUACAACCAGCUGGAAUCUGAUCCACACAGUGACCGCAGAGAUGGCGCGAGUGCGGUAAAUAGAAAAAAGGAGACAGGACAGAUGCCAGGCAGAAAUCCCUUGGAGGAAGACGAGCUCGACGCUCCAGCAAAUCCAGUUCUGGCUGCAGCUGUCGCCAGGUCCCUUUACGGAUCAGCUGCACCCUAUACCCAGGUUCGAGAGAAGGCACGGGAAGAACUAGAUGAUCUGAUAGGAAUCUCCCAACCCCGCCUAGAGGCUUCGACAGCCUGCAGGCAGGAGAGGCUGAGCCAGUUUUCAUCAGGUGUUGGUUUCGCUGGUCCAAGCCAAAAAGAUCGAAGCUCAAAACAGAAAUUCGAAAGCAUUCCACUGGCUGGUCUUUCUACUCAACGCCAUCGCAAUCACUCUUCCGCCCUGCCCACACCAUUGUUCCCCGAGGUCCUUCCGUCGACCGCCACCACCACCACAUCAGACGGGGCUUCUCACCACGUCGGUCAGUCCACCACCACUACAGAUCCCAAGGACUCAGAUCCCUUGCUCAAACAAGCAAAAGUCCAGUAUGUUUGA
This is a messenger RNA of Dibothriocephalus latus, 663 nucleotides long. The record is from the annotation of a GenBank genome assembly. Lineage: Eukaryota; Metazoa; Platyhelminthes; Cestoda; Diphyllobothriidea; Diphyllobothriidae.